GAGUGCAACCGGAGCUGCAAUUUCGCGCGUUUGUUUCAUUGCGGUGCGUGAAGGUUGUUGUUUACCGAUAGUGUGGAUGAUGCCUCGAAACGACGGUCGAUGUGAUUUUGUGACACUGCCCUGUGCGCCCGUGUGAUGUCUGUUUGAGAUCCGAGCCCUUGAGCCCUCGAGAGCGUGUAGUGAAAUUGGAGAUAAAAAAGUGGCCCAUUUUCUUGUGCCGUUGUGUCUCGGUAAACAAAACAGGUGAUACAUUCGUUGCACCUCCUCGCACCCCAAGUACAGUGCCCAAGUUCAACAGUGCCAUCCACCAUCCACCGAAAGACGGUGCGCGGUUAACCGUUCGGAACGCCGGCGACAGUUGGCCUAGUCCCGUGUCGAUGUUUCGCACCGCACCGCUGCAGUGUAACCGUUGUGUGUCAUAAUGCUAAAGAAGGAGAAACCGAUGCUGUCGGUGGCCGCAAUCAUUCAAGCGCAAGGCCGAUGGGAUCGGUCACUGGCCGGAUUGACAGGUUUCGAUGCGGCCCUGGUUGGUCACAUGGGACCGCUCUCGCCGCCUGAUCUGAAGCCCGACCUGAAGCCGGACAUUUCACUGCUGAACGGAAGUGGCGGUGGUCCGUUCUCGCCCGGCAACAACUGUGGUCCCGGCAGUCCCGGCAGUGGUGGCUUCAACUCCGUCGUCCUACAGCAACAGAACGCGCUCGUUGUCGGCGGUGGGCUCGGCAAUGGUACGGGGGGCGGGCAACAGAACAUGCUGAUCGGUGGCGGAGGUUCACAGCAACAGCAAGGUAGCAACGGUGGUGGUGGCAGUGGGCCCAACACACCCUCCAACAUCACGCAGCAGUACCCGCCUAAUCACCCGCUCAGCGGCUCGAAGCAUCUCUGCUCGAUCUGUGGUGACCGGGCCAGCGGCAAGCAUUACGGUGUUUAUAGCUGCGAAGGAUGCAAAGGAUUCUUCAAGCGAACGGUACGCAAGGACCUGUCGUACGCGUGCCGAGAGGAUAAAAACUGUACGAUAGACAAACGCCAAAGAAACCGUUGCCAGUACUGCCGGUACCAGAAAUGUUUGGCUUGCGGUAUGAAGCGAGAAGCCGUCCAGGAGGAACGGCAACGGAGCUCCAAAUUUUCGAUGAAGACGGAAGAAAUCAACUCAACCAGCUCGGUGCGAGAUGUCGUGGUUGAUCGGUUCCUCGAGGCUGAACAGCUGGGUGAACAGAAGAGUGGUGACAACGCCAUACCAUACUUGCGAGUUGGUCAGAAUUCUAUGAUUCCACCAGAAUACAAAGGCGCUGUGUCGCAUUUAUGUCAGAUGGUGAAUAAACAGAUUUACCAACUAAUCGAGUUUGCUCGACGGCUGCCCAACUUUUCCAACCUUCCACGCGAAGAUCAGGUAACAUUGCUGCGCAGUGGUUGGAACGAAAUGUUGAUUGCUUCUGUCGCAUGGCGAAGUAUGGAGUACAUUGAAACGGAACGACCGCCGGAUGGCCGGAACGAUGGUCGCGUCACUAUCCGGCAGCCGCAGCUAAUGUGCUUGGGACCGAACUUCACCCUGCAUCGAAACAGUGCUCAGCAGGCCGGCGUUGAUUCACUGUUCGAUCGCAUUCUGUGCGAACUAGCGAUCAAAAUGAAAAGACUGGACGUGAACCGGGCCGAACUGGGCAUUCUUAAGGCUAUCAUAUUGUUUAACUCUGAUAUUCGGGGCCUGAAAUGUCGAAAAGAGAUCGAUCAGAUGCGAGAGAAGAUAUACGCCUGUUUGGAUGAGUACUGUAAAACGCAGCACCCGUCGGAGGAUGGUCGAUUCGCACAGCUAUUACUGCGAUUGCCAGCGCUACGCUCGAUCAGCCUCAAAUGUAUCGAUCAUCUGAACUUCCUGCGGCUGCUCGGUGACAAGCAGCUCGAUAACUUCAUUAUUGAGAUGCUUGAUACACCGUUGUAGGCGGAACUGUUUCCCGAUCUCAACUCCCAGGACACGGACGCUAUUGCCCGUGAUGCGGUCGGUAGUGACGCUGGAGAACCAGAUUCCGUUCUCCUGCUGUCAACCCUGCUGCAGAUGCUGCUAAGGGAGACGGGAUUGUUUCUGCUGCUGUUGACGCUGGCAUUUCUCAAAGUGUUACUUUCUCGUUCAUAAAAUCUCUGCUUUAGCGCGCAUUGCAGCUGAAGAGGUUAGCAAUGUUUAUGGAAUUAUUUUCAUACCUAACCUGUCUGCUUAGCAGGCAGGGAUACUUCUUACGUUUUACGUUUAGCAAAUUAAUGUGCAGCACAUCUUCCGUUCUGUUAAAUAGGUCGUACUGCGUAGAUGACGACAGAUGAGGAUGGGUUUGCAAUGAGCGUGCAGAAAAGAAUUGUGAACAAAAAUCAAAAGUAUGACAAGCAUUGAAAUAUAAAUUUGUAAAAACAAAAGUAAUACGUUCAAAACAUAUUGCCCUCUUCUUAGUAGUGUAGGUGCACCUAAAUCGAAUGAUGAGUGUAUCACGUGUGGUUCGCUAGAAUAAAGCGCGGCGAUAAAGCACACAUUUAAACUCUACAAAACAAAGCAAAAAUGUGAACAGGAAACAAACAACCAGCUAAAAGAACACUACAAAAUAAUAUGGUGCAAAUAGAUUAUAUCAAACUCAAAACUUAAUCCCUUUUACAAAUUAAGUCUACGUAGCUGUAAAGUGAUAGGGGAUGGGAAAGUGAGCGAGAAUCGUUUAAAACAUACGUUGUGUUUGGACUAAGGAUGGCUAAUAAAUGACGAACACCGCACGUCUUCUAUUGCUCCACGCACACUGUUGAGUAAAGGCGCAAUAGAGACGAAAGAAGUGUGAUGGUGAUUAAUCUAAUUUAUGGUUAAUUUAAUAGUGUGAGGCAAGCAGUAAGAAAGUAAUUCUGUCCAUUACAAUGACACUGAGAAUAACCAUCGAUGGUUAACGUUUUGACCAAAAGGCAAGUGCUAACCGGUGUUUCCUUUUUAAUUACUGAAUUUUCUAUGCUUGCCAACUUUCUCUCUACCAUCCAGCAUUUCGUUACACUCGUUUCGUAGCAUACAUUCUAGUAACUGUCUGAUUAGAUCUCAUGAGACAAAAUAUGGAAAUUAUGACACUUACAUGUAAAGCAAAAACACUGUUCACGUCUCAUGAUCCUAGGUCUUUAUUUUUAAUUUUCUGAAGGUUUUUUUUUCUUUUGUUUGGUGAAAACAGAGAUGUGUUUACGUACUUCAUUUAUCCGUAAUCUUUUUUCAUCUACCAAUGGACAAAUCGACCCGUGCCGUGGCCUGUUAACUGUUAUCUCUUUGUUUUGUAUCUAUAUAAGUAUUACUGAAAGUCACCACUUUUCAAAUUGAUGAUUAAAAUGGACUGUCCUUGCUCACGAAGAAAUGGGGGGAAAACAAUAGUGAGAAAUGAUACGGUAUUGAUGAACAAACGUAAAUACAAACUAAUGAUGAGUGAAAAUACGGAUUAGUUGAGACAAACUUAAAAAAAAACACUCUCACACAAAUAACUGGAAAAAAAUAAAACGAAUGGCACAAGCUAAAUGUGAAAGGGAUUUAUUUAUUAUCGUGUGGCUACCUUGUAUGGUGAGCAGCUGUUGUAAUAUUUCUUCCCUUCAGUAAAGGAAAGUUGUUUCCUACUGUUAUUCCCUUUCACCAUAGGCGCACACACAGUUCCACAUCUACACCUACAUACCUGCAAAUUGCGAUAGGAGCUUAAAUGAUUGUCUCUAGUGUUGUAAGAAGUAGCGUUGUUUUCUUUAGACAUUAUUCAGAAAUCAUGUGCAAAAUAUAAAUCAUGGUUCAUUAAAUCGCAGAGAGAAUGUGUGGUUUAAGGACCAGAUAGAGUGAAUGCGCGCAAGACAGGAAGGGAGAAAGGAGAGACAUGACAGGGUACAUGUUUGUAAAGGUUGAUGUAAAGCUGAACUAACGCACGUUUGUUUGUUAGAUUGUUGAUUGUGGGAAAGGGAGAAAGAGCAGCUCAUUUAUGGGCCGUGCAAAAGUGCAAGUAAUGAAUGGGCAGAUGGUUAGAUUGUGUUCCUCAGGAAAUCAGGAAAUUGCUAUGCAUGUUAAUUAGUAAGUGAAAACGAAAACGAAGAACAGGGUAAAUGUGGUAAACGUGUUUCGAUUGAAUGGUUAACUACGAACAGAGCAAAAGAAUGGCAUAUAGAUGAAACUAAUUUAUAUAUUUGUAAGCAUUUCUCAAAUGUAAUAAAACGGAUACUGUAAACAAAAUUCUAUAAUGUAAGCAAAGGGUAGGAAAAUCUUACACAAGCAAGCAGUACAGUGCAAUUGCAAAAGGUAAUGCUUUACCUACACACAAUCGAGGGGGGUUUGCAAGGUUAAACUCGCCUAGCAUGUACAGCACGUUCUCGAAGAACACUUUCACAGGUUACAUAGUAGGGUAUGAUCGCAAAGGGAGCAAAAGAAUGUGCAAAAGAAUCCAUGGCACACACAACGACGAGGGGGUAUGCAUUAUCAGCGUGCAGAAAUCCGUUCGAAGUUGCCUAACUAAGUAGAAAAGCUCACACGGCUCACUAAACCCCCCAAAUAAACGGUGUCACGUAAGAGGUGAUUAAAUAAAAUAAUUAU
Molecule: messenger RNA, 4558 nt
Organism: Anopheles moucheti
Lineage: Eukaryota; Metazoa; Arthropoda; Insecta; Diptera; Culicidae
Gene: usp
Product: protein ultraspiracle homolog
Exons: 8
Coding region: 422-1933 (503 amino acids)
Biological process (GO): cellular response to ecdysone; cell differentiation; positive regulation of transcription by RNA polymerase II
Cellular component (GO): activator ecdysone receptor complex; nucleus
Molecular function (GO): nuclear receptor activity; RNA polymerase II cis-regulatory region sequence-specific DNA binding; nuclear steroid receptor activity
Source: RefSeq, a predicted model, not a curated record